GGUUUAUAUAGCGGUGACUCAGAGCGCAGCGCGCGGAAGACACUGAACACACUCUCAGCGCAGCACAGCUGCAAGAGGACGCCACAGCCGAUCAGAUGAGAUGCCGUUUUAGAUCACUAUCAUACUUUCAAAGUUUUACACAACUUUCAAGACGACUUGUUUUGUCAGAACUUUUGUGGUGAACGUCACUCGGCGCGUAUCUGGACACUAUGCAUUGUCAAGCAGAGCUGAGAGUCGCGAGCAGCGCGCAGCUGAAAGCCGUCAGAAGACGAUACAAGACUUUCAUGAUCGACGAGAUCCUCUCCAGGGAAACUUGUGAUUACUUCGAGAAACUUUCACUUUACUCGGUCUGUCCCUCUUUAAUCGUCAGACCUAGACCUCUGCAUUCAUGCCCUGGCUCUGCUCCUCUGAGAUCGUACCCUCUCCUGUCUGUGAUCACACACCAGCAGCCCAGCAGCCUCCCGCAGAUCUCUCAGCUGUCUCCUCUCCUGCCCCUUCUGUCACCCCAGCACCCGCUCACCUCCGAGCCCACAGCCAGCGAGACGCCCGUCAGCAUCAGCAGCGAAUCAGAGACGGAGCACAGCACCCCGCGGCUGAAGAAACCCCGCCGCAGCCGCACCAUCUUCACUGAGCUGCAGCUGCUGGGCCUGGAGAAGAAGUUCCAGAAACAGAAAUAUCUCUCCACUCCAGACAGAUUGGACCUGGCUCAGUCUCUGGGACUCACACAGCUCCAGGUGAAGACAUGGUACCAGAACAGACGCAUGAAAUGGAAGAAAAUGGUGCUAAAAGGAGGACAUGAGGCUCCUACCAAGCCCAAAGGCCGACCUAAGAAGAACUCCAUCCCAAGCACAGAGGAGAUCGAGGCCCAGGAACGGCUGACGGCCAAACUAGUGGAGGAGGAGAGGCUACGAGCCGGCGCGGAAGAGGAGGUCUUCCAAUCUCAACCUCAAGAUCUCAGUACAUCCGCUACGUCCGAGUCCAUCUGUCCAGAAACCCCAGCGCAAGAACAGGCCCCUCUGUCUCCGUCAGAAGCAAUGACGACUAGCUAAACGCAGCCGUGCUGAUGCACAACCAAAGACAGCUACCGAAAGACUUUGAUGCUCCAUGGACUUGAGCAGUUGAACGGCUCCCCAAGCCUGAUUUUGAGUUGACAGUGGCCCCAAAAAGUAUAGCGGUACUUUAGACACACAAAUAUGUGUGAAUGUCAUUGCAAAACAACAAAACAUCAAACCAAGUGGCUUGCAUAACCAAAACAGAGAGAAUAAGCACACUUCUCAGGCGAAUCAUUUCACAAAAAUGAGCUUCUUUAGGUUUUAAAAGAUUAAACAGCUGGACACUGUAUUUGGACGCAUUCUGGUUGUCAAACUGUGGAUCACGUUCAUACCCGGCCAACAAAAACAUGUUCUAGGAACGUUUUGCUAACGUUCCCAUUAAGUUAAGCUAUGUUCUCUGAACAUUCUGAAUGUCCAGAUUUUAAAAUGCUUUAAAG
Messenger RNA from Sinocyclocheilus anshuiensis, 1489 nucleotides. Its product is annotated as homeobox protein BarH-like 2. Gene Ontology annotation, molecular function: DNA-binding transcription factor activity, RNA polymerase II-specific; DNA binding. The transcript has 4 exons. The record is from RefSeq and is a predicted model, not a curated record. Gene Ontology annotation, biological process: regulation of DNA-templated transcription. Bases 210 to 1049 code for a protein of 279 amino acids. Lineage: Eukaryota; Metazoa; Chordata; Actinopteri; Cypriniformes; Cyprinidae.